GUUUUUAGGAGGCUCGCGGCGGCCGGUGAGUGUGUGUGUGUGUAAGCAUGAGGAGCGCGAGGACGCUGCGGCAGCUGAAGCGGAAUCUUCAUCCUCCUCCUCAUCCUCCUCCACGAUCAGUGGGAAUCAUCGGGGCUCCUUUCUCCAGGGGACAGCCUCGAGGCGGAGUGGAGGGAGGUCCGGACCGGAUCCGAGCUGCGGGGCUCGUGCAGCGGCUGCAGGGUCAAGGCUGCGCAGUGAAGGAUUAUGGAACCUGAACGUUCGAGGACGUGGUUGACGAGGAGCCGAUGGGCCUGUUGCGAAGUGUUGGGGCGGUGGGCAGCGCCAACCAGAGGCUGUCGGAGGCAGUGCAAGCGGUGAAGAGGGACGGCCACACCACGGUGAUGCUGGGAGGAGACCACAGCCUGGCCAUCGGCUCCAUCCACGGUCACUCGCAGGUGGUGGGCCAGCUGAGCGUCGUCUGGGUGGACGCCCAUGCCGACAUCAACACGCCGCUGACCUCGUACACGGGAAACUUGCACGGACAGCCAUGUCCUACCCUCCUCCACGAGCUAAGGUCGAAGAUUCCCGACUUACCGAACUUCUCCUGGAUGAAGCCGUGCGUGUCGGCCAGAGAUCUGGUCUACAUCGGCCUGAGAGACGUGGAUCCAGCAGAGCACUUCAUCCUGAGGCAGCUGGGUGUGAAGGUCUUCUCCAUGUCGGAGGUGGACCAGUUUGGAGUCGCCAGGGUCAUGGAGGAGACAUGUGACUACCUGAGUGCCAGAGGGAAGAGACCGAUCCACCUGAGCUACGACAUCGACGCCAUCGACCCCUCUGUUACCCCAGCAACUGGAACACCUGUAGUUGGAGGUCUCACCUACAGAGAGGGUCUCUACAUCACUGAACACCUCUGUCGGACAGGUCAGCUGUCAGCGGUUGAUCUGGUGGAGGUGAAUCCUCUGAGAGGACAGACUGAAGAUGGCGUCCAGUCCACAGUCAACACGGCCAUUGACGUGCUGCUUGGAUGUUUCGGUCGUCUACGUGAAGGAAACCACCCGCCGGAUUACCGGCUGCCUGAGCCGUAACGAGGACGCUGGGAUGUCCCACUUCACACCUUAAACCAAAAACAGCUGAAUGGUCUUCCUGCAAAUUAUGUCAUGAAUGUUGAUUAAUUUGUUAUAACUAUUUAAUUAUUAAAUAUUUAAAUUUCA
Melanotaenia boesemani (Boeseman's rainbowfish) is the source of this 1190-nucleotide messenger RNA. RefSeq names its product arginase 1 (gene arg1). Gene Ontology annotation, molecular function: manganese ion binding; arginase activity. Gene Ontology annotation, cellular component: cytosol; cytoplasm; nucleus. Lineage: Eukaryota; Metazoa; Chordata; Actinopteri; Atheriniformes; Melanotaeniidae. The record is from RefSeq and is a predicted model, not a curated record.